UCAAUACUCAGAUUUUCCUGUCACAAUAAACAAAUCACAAGUCGGAGUUGAUGUGUCACCUAUUACAGGCUCACGUAUAUUGUUAACGGUUAAUGUUUUGUUGAAAACUAAAUAUUUCUUAUGCCUCGUUUGUAUUAUUCGCCCCGUAAAACGAAAAUGGAUGAUGUGGAGGACCCAGCAGGCGACGUUACUGUUGUGGACGUGUAUGACAUUGCCUCUGAUAUCGGUAAAGAAUGUGAGAAGAUUAUUGAUACAUUUGGAGCAGAUGCUGUGACAUCACUCAUGCCCAAAGUAAUAAACGCCCUGGAGCUCCUGGAAAACUUGGCGAUAAAAAAUGAACGCGAAAAUACUUUAAUUCUCGAUAUGAAAUCGAAAAUAACACAACUAGAGAAUGAUAAGAUUGAAAAGGCAGAAUACAGACAAAAAUUUGAAAGGGAACUGGAGACUAUAGAGGAUCAAUGGAGGACAGAAUCUAAAGAUUUGGUGAUGCUGGUGUCCAAAUUACAAGAGGAAAACAGAAAACUCAAGUCCCAAGACAACAGUCAAUUCAAUGACAUCAAUACUAUUGAACAGACCAUGGCCAGUGAUAUGCUGGGAAAGCUACAGGCUUCCAUAGACAAGCAAAGAGAGGAGAUCAGGCAAAAGGAGAGACAGUUAGAAGAAAAGAAUGCGGAAGUGGAAAAUUUCAAAACACAAAUUGAAAAAAUCACCACAUCCACUAGAGACCUAAGAAGAAGGCACAAGACUCUACAAAAUCAAGUGAGAACCCUCUGUGAUGAGAGGGCUGAUUUUUUAGUUCAGUUACAAGACCAACAAAGAGAUAUUACAGCUUUAAGGCAACGUUUGGGCAUUGCUGUUAAAGAGAAUGAAGAUUUAGCAAAGUGUGACAUUACAUAUCCCAGUAAUAAGGCAGUCUUUGAUUUGGAUGAUCCCAACAGGCCCCGGUUCACUACUCAAGAGUUGAAAGACAUAUUACACGAAAGGAAUGAACUAAAGGCUAGAGUUAGUGAUCUGGAAGAAGAAUUGGAUACAUAUAGGCCUAAGCCAAAAGUAGAAACAAAAAAACAUGUACCAAUUAAUAAGGGUGUUGAAGUUGUGCCCGAAAUUGUCAUUAAUAAUGCAGAGGAGCCUGUAGAUGAAGAGGCCCCUGUGCAAGGGCCUCUCCCAUAUGAGCCUGAUGACGCCCCUUGGAAGAAAUCAGAAUCAGGAAUACGUAAAUUGUUUCGUUUUAGUUUUCGUAAGAUUUUUUCCGAAACUAACCCUGGGGGUAGUUUUCCUCGUCGCAGUCUAUCCACUCUCACGAAAAUGGCUCUGUCCUCAACCAGUGAACCCACGCCAGUCUGAGGAGGCACACCAAAUCUUUGGCGAAUCUCUAACCGAUUUAGAAUUGACCACUAGCUUUGAGCACGUCAUUUAGAUGAUAUUUUAUGUAAUAAUAUUUGCAACACACAAUGCACUAGGUGUCUCUAUGUCGCGAUAUGGGCAAAAUUAAUCAAUUAAUUAAUAUAUUAAAGUAACUUAUUACUCGAAAGUUGAAGAGUUGAUAAAACAAUAAGAAUCUGAAAUUAUUUACAUUUUUCUUUUACUGCCAAUAACAUUGCACAUUUUAAAAUGUAGUUUUUACAUUUUAUUAUUUUUUAAUAAUUAGUUACAAGAAUUUUCCAAUAUAUUUGUUUUGUGAAUGUUAAUUAAUUGAAUAAUUAUUUAAAUUGGCUUGGCAAGGGAUAACUUACAUUUUAAAAUGUAUAUCGUUAAAUAGUUUUAUACAUACUGAAUUUCACUUAAUUUUUUGCUUAAUGUAUAAAUACUAUUGUAUUAUAAGUGCCAACAAAAAAUUAUACCGGUGAUUAUCUAAGUUUAAAACGGUUCUAGUCUACAUAAAAAAGGUGAUUUUGCAAUUUGUUUUUGCUGUUUGUUAGAUAUAUACAGUAACCUUUAGUAUUUCCUAAAAUUUAUUCUUUAAGCGCAGGCAUUUACUCGCAUAAUUUAUUUAUACUUUUAUGAUUGAUUACAAAUUUUAAUGGGUUUUACUAAUUUUUAAUUGCGUUUAAUAUGUUUGUAAAAUCAGUUACGAUUGUGUUAAUAUAUUUUUUUAACAAACUUUAAA
Agrilus planipennis (emerald ash borer) is the source of this 2107-nucleotide messenger RNA. It is a transcript of the gene Rilpl, whose product is annotated as RILP-like protein homolog. Gene Ontology annotation, cellular component: ciliary basal body; cytoplasm. Bases 121 to 1344 code for a protein of 407 amino acids. The transcript is spliced from 8 exons. Gene Ontology annotation, biological process: cilium assembly. NCBI's taxonomy places the organism in Eukaryota, Metazoa, Arthropoda, Insecta, Coleoptera, Buprestidae. Gene Ontology annotation, molecular function: protein dimerization activity. The record is from RefSeq and is a predicted model, not a curated record.